AGCUCCACUCAAAAACACAGCACCGAGAGAAGCAGCGAGGCGAGGGGGAAGACAGCAUUCAGUCGCGCGGAUUUGUUUUUCGUCUCUCCUCCCGACCUCCUUCACUUCGUGCAUGUGAGAAAAGCACUUUCUUAGAACAAGAACACCCGGACUUAAUAUAAAAAGGGAUUUAUCAUCAGCCAAUGAAGACUGCACAUGUAAGCAUACUGUCCCCUCCCACACUGCUCCGGUCGAAUGAAUUAACCUCCAGCUCAGCACACAGCCAAUCACAGCGUGGAACCCCAAGGGCCGGCUAGCAGAGAGGAACCGCAGCCCUCCGCUGCGUGCACGCCCGGUUGUCCCGUCAGGUAAUCCUGGAUGAGCCCACACGUCUGUCCCCCACUGUCCAGUCCAGUAUGAGGAGGCAAUGAAGGGGUACCAUGUAAGCAGAAGCCUCUCCCAGCACUCCGCUCCGGGACCAUGCCACUGCAUACCAGAGGACUGUGACCUCCCCCCCGAAUGCAUGCCCCUGACCCCGGACCCCCGCGCCGCUUUCGAACCCUACCCGGGGAUGGGGGACCAUCACCACUACUACCCCGCUCCCGCGGAGCUGAGCGGGGGCACCUUCCCUCGCUCGCUGCCCAGCCAGAGCUACGACUGUGAGGAAUGCCUGGCCUCUCACCACCCCCCUGCUUCUCUGCAGCUCUCGCUGGGAGGAGGGGGGAAGAUCCAGCACCUGCCCCCGAAGCUGCUGGACCAGUUUGAGAAGCAGCUCCCCUUCCGCCCCGAAGGCUUCCACACCCUGCAGUACCAGCGCGGCGCCAGCGGGGAGCAGCGCAGCGAGAGCCCCAGCCGGAUCCGACACCUGGUCAACUCGGUCCAGAGACUCUUCGCCAAGUCCCACUCCCUGGAGGCGCCCUUAAAGAGGGAGUACAAUGGGACGAGGGUGGCGCCAAGGGGAGAGGAGGGGCACCCCCCGCACCCCCAGCACUACCCCCGCCAGCACAGGCGGAGCAAGAGCCGCGAUCGCAAGGAGCUCCGGCAGCGCAGCAGGACGGCCGGCUGGUGGAGCUCGGAUGACAAUCUGGAAAGCGACAGCGGCUACCUGGUGUCAGGGGCCGGGGGCAGCAGGGCGGGGCCCCCGCCGGGCUCCGAGGGGCCGGACAGCAGCGCCCCGACCCUGAAGUCCCUCAAGGGGAAGGCGCUGCAGCAGCUGCAGGGGGAGUGCAUGGCUUGCAGCAGCAUGGCACUGGCAGGGGAAGGAGGGCUCUCCCUCAAGAGGAACAACUGGUCAUCCCUGACGGUCAGCCAGGCUCGGGAGGGGUACCCCGGGUCCGGACUGGGCUACGACAAGGCGCUGGUUCUGCACGAGCCCGGCAAGACCAAGGAGCGGGCUUACCACUUCCUGCAGGUUCCCUCGGACGAUUGGGGUGGGGGGUACCCCGCGGGGGGCAAGCUGGGGGGGGAGAUCCCGUGCCGACGCAUGCGGAGCGGAAGCUACAUCAAGGCCAUGGGGGAUGACGACAGCGGGGACUCGGACGCCAGCCCCAAACCAUCCCCCAAGACCGGGCCGAGCACGCAGAGAGAGGCCUUCCGACGCUCCGUCAGCAUGGACCACCGCAGCCCCUCCAGCAACUACUCCUCCUGUAAGCAGUGCUCCGACUACCCCAGCUGCACCACGCCCAAGGUCAACUUGAGGGCAUGCAGCUACAGCCGCUCCCUGACUGCCACGCAGCUCGGGGAGGCUCUGAUGCAGCGGCAGUUCGAAGGGAUGUAUGAGUCUGUUUACGGGGAGACCGAGUCGCAGGCUGUGGACGCUCUGGACCUGCCCGGCUGCUUCCGCACGCGCAGUCCCAGCUACGUCCGCGCCAUCCAGGCCGGGGUCUCCCAGGACGACGACUGCCUGUCCGUCUUCAGCCUGUCCAACCCGCAGGGCCACGGCAAGACAGGCAACUUGUUCCCGCACCGCAAGCACCCCCCUCCAGUCCCCCCUCGAAUCUCCAAACCCAUGAUCUCCAUCACAGCCCAGAGCAGCACAGAGUCCCAGCAGGACAGCUACCCGCCAGACCAUCCCAAACCCCAACCCCGCAGCAACUCAACGGAGAGCCUGGACGUGGGGCGCGUCUCCCGAACCGCGGGCCGGAGCAGCAAACUGCACAGCAACUCGGCGGACAACCUUCUGGAGGGGGUCCGGGGCUACCAGGGGACCCCCUCCUCGGGGCGCCCCAAACCACCGCACAGCAGCUCCGCAGACAGCGUGCUGGACAGGGCUCCAGCCACCCCCAAAAACAACAGCCUGAAGACGCCCGGGAGCCAGGAGCACAAGUCGGAGAGCAGGGGGAGGAAGUGGAGGCCGUCCAUCGCAGUGCAGGUGGACAGCUCGGACUCUGACUCGGAGAGCAAAGCCCUCAGGGAGUUCCACUCCAUCGGUGUGCAGGUGGAGGAGGACAGGAGACGGGCGCGGUUCAAGCGUUCGAACAGCGUGACGGCGAGCGUGCAGGCGGAUCUGGGGUGCGAGGGCGUGGCCACGGCGGACAAGGGGCUGCAGUUCGGACACUCCUUCCAGCGCCACUCCUCCGAGCCCGAGUCCGUGGGGCAGUACGGCGUGUACCGGACCGUCCACACGCAGGGAGAGUGGGCGUACCGCGAGGACUGCCAGCCCCUGGAGAGCGGCUGGAGCGAGGGGCCCCCCAGCCGGCCAGCCUCCGCCCGCGACGGGGAGCACUUCCUGAAGAGGCUGCAGGCAGAGGUGGAGAGGAUGGAGGGAUGGUGCCAGGCCAUGGAGAGAGAGGCGGAGGAGAGCGACCUGGGGGAGGAGGUUCUUGAGAUGGUCCGCUGUGCGGUGGGCAGUGCCCAGCUGCUGAUGACUCAGAAGAUUCAGCAGUUUUUCAGACUGUGCCAGCAGAGCUUGGACCCCUCUGCGUACCCCCAGCCCACUCCUCAGGACCUGGCUGGACUCUGGGAUCAGCUGCAGCUCUCUAUCGAGGAUGUGCGGCUCAAAUUCCAGGAGCUUCAGAGACUGAAGGACAGAGGCUGGAAAAUCCCUGAGAGGAAGGAGGAUAAGAAGAUUCCUCCUCUGUUACCAAAGAAGUCAGCGGGUGGUGUGAGCGGCAGUGCUGUCACGAGUGUCAGUCUGGGAAGCCUCAGCAUGGGGGGCAGCCUGGGGUCCCGGGCAGGGAAGGUGCUGCUUCCCCGGGACCGAUCCCUGGACCUGGUAGGGGACCGGCAGAGGCAGGAGGCAAGGUGGAGGCUGCUAGCCGGAAAACGCACCGCGUCCUUCCGGCAAAACUCAGCCACAGAGAGCGCCGACAGCAUCGAGAUCUACAUCCCGGAGGCCCAGACCAGGCUGUGAACCACAGAGCCUCGGAGCCACGAAGCCAGCCCAGCCUCGGCACUCUCUCUCCCCCUCUCUCCCCCAGCACAGCGCCUCAGCCGACCAGCCUGCCCAGCUCGCUUUUACAUUUCAUGUCAUUUCAUUCCGUGGGUUUGUUUCAUUGUAUUUGCGACCAGUGCAAAAAUAUGCUCCCAUUUCUUUUAAUUUAUUUUUUUUCUCCUAAAGAGAAUUAAAUCAACCUCUUGUUUCAACACCAGUAAAUAAUGGUGUGCUCCAGCGAAGGCUUAGUAAAUUGGGCCAUUUUAUAUAUCAGCUGCUUUUUGUGGGCGUGUUCCUCACCGCGUUCAUCGUUAUCUCUGCUGCACUGAGAAAAAACAAGGAAAGCACAUCUACAGACACAGACCCACAACACAACUCACAGAGCAGUGAGCUGGGAGCUGACACACACAGACCCACAACACAACUCACAGAGCAGUGAGCUGGGAGCUGACACACACAGACCCACAACACAACUCACAGAGCAGUGAGCUGGGAGCUGACACACACAUACCCACAACACAACUCACAGAGCAGUGAGCUGGGAGCUGACACACACAGACCCACAACACAACUCACAGAGCAGUGAGCUGGGAGCUGACACACACACAGACCCACAACACAACUCACAGAGCAGUGAGCUGGGAGCUGACACACACAGACCCACAACACAACUCACAGAGCAGUGAGCUGGGAGCUGACACACACAGACCCACAACACAACUCACAGAGCAGUGAGCUGGGAGCUGACACACACAGACCCACAACACAACUCACAGAGCAGUGAGCUGGGAGCUGACACACACACAACACAACUCACAGAGCAGUGAGCUGGGAGCUGACACACACAGACCCACAACACAACUCACAGAGCAGUGAGCUGGGAGCUGACACACACAGACCCACAACACAACUCGCAGAGCAGUGAGCUGGGAGCUGACACACACAGACCCACAACACAACUCACAGAGCAGUGAGCUGGGAGCUGACAGACCCCCAACACAACUCACAGAGCAGUGAGCUGGGAGCUGACACACACACAGACCCACAACACAACUCACAGAGCAGUGAGCUGGGAGCUGACACACACACAGACCCACAACACAACUCACAGAGCAGUGAGCUGGGAGCUGACACACACAGACCCACAACACAACUCACAGAGCAGUGAGCUGGGAGCUGACACACACACAGACCCACAACACAACUCACAGAGCAGUGAGCUGGGAGCUGACACACACAGACCCACAACACAACUCGCAGAGCAGUGAGCUGGGAGCUGACACACACAGACCCACAACACAACUCACAGAGCAGUGAGCUGGGAGCUGACACACACACAGACCCACAACACAACUCACAGAGCAGUGAGCUGGGAGCUGACACACACACAACACAACUCACAGAGCAGUGAGCUGGGAGCUGACAGACCCACAACACAACUCACAGAGCAGUGAGCUGGGAGCUGACACACACACAGACCCACAACACAACUCACAGAGCAGUGAGCUGGGAGCUGACACACACAGACCCACAACACAACUCACAGAGCAGUGAGCUGGGAGCUGACACACACACAGACCCACAACACAACUCACAGAGCAGUGAGCUGGGAGCUGACACACACAGACCCACAACACAACUCGCAGAGCAGUGAGCUGGGAGCUCAACUGCGUUACUCUUGCCCCCCCUGCUGGACAUCCCAGCAACGGACACCCUGCCUUGUUACUGCGUCAAGCUGCUAAAACUGCACAGGACCUCUGGACAGCAGAGUGCUAGAGCCAGGGAGCUAGAGCCAGGGGACUAGGGGUCGUUUUUAUUUUGUUUGUUCGUUUGUUUGUUUUUUUCAUUACAUGACAACCGUUUCAACACAAUAACAGGCUUUUUAUUACCUUUUUAGAUUUCUUUUUUUUUUUUUUUAAUUUAUAAUAAUAAAUCUUCAUAUUUUAAAAUUGAAGUAUAUUUUAAUACAAAUGACAUGCGAUCUAAAAUAUAUCUAUAUCUAUAGCGAUAAAUAUAUUAUAUUAUAUCUAGAGGGCCACACUAUAGCUGCUCUGUUACUGUGUUUAAAAGCUGUGUCGUGCCCCACUCCCUCUAAUGCAGUUUGUUUAAAGUUGUUUUAUUGUACAAGUCUGUCCUUCUCAGUGCCUUCCAGGACCCUAGCAAGCUCAGUGACACACGCUUCAUUGAGAGAGACAGAUAGAAGCCUAUAGGUAGGCUCGGGGAGCCAGCACUUUCACUCCAAUCAUCCUCUUUGUCUGCUCACCCGUUAGUCUAAGGAUCCGUUCAUAAAACAUUUAGAAACGACUUAGUAAAGGCUUUAACAAUUAUUAAUACAGAACUCUGUUUAUUACAAUACCAUUUGAGUGACACAUUACUAUUGUCUUGUCAUAAAGCAGUAAUGCGCUGUGUUAUAAAUGCUUAUUUACAUUCUUAUAACACUGUUGCUGUAGCCUCUUAUUACUAACACUAAUAGCAGUGUUACUGUUGAAUUUGUUUAUAACAUCCUUUAUAACACAUUCCUCAUAAUGGAUCCUUGAACUAAAGCCAGUUAUUGCAGUGUUUUCCAGUCGCUGCCUCCUCAUAAGAGGCAGAGUCAGCAGGCCGAGGUUUGUGUGUGUGUUUUCAUGGGAUUAUUUUAACAUUGCUGCUGCCGGAUGAGUUUGAAAUGACCAGAAAAAGGGUUUCGCUCCCAUUCUUUGGCUUGCCCAUGCUUCCCUAUGCAUGCAUUCACUUUCUGGUUUGGAACAGUGAGGGGAUCAAACAAACUGACCUUGUAACGCUAAACAGCGUCUGCAACGAAAAAGCUAAGAGGCAGAGAACAUUGCAGCAGCUUCAGACCGGGGGCUGCUUGUGUGGAAGUGGAAAUGUGGUCCGGUUUUUACAGGCUGCUAAUAAGAGGAGGUCUGUUCAGAAGUGCUUCAGCAUUGAGAGGAGCGCGCGGUGUCAGAGGGGCUGUCGAUCUGAGAGCGGCUUACGUUUCCAUCCACAGCACAACAGGAGCGUUCAAAUCCUUUCCCGGAGCUCUGCCGUCAUUACACCCCUUUACACCCCAGUAACGGACCCGCUCGCUGCCUGCUGGGCGCUUGCAAACAACUGGGAAAGAAGAGGGAAGAGAACAAAGAAGUGAACAGGCCUGCAGUACAGAGCACCAAUGACGCUGGUCGUGUUUUACAGUUUUCUACUGAGCAAAUAAAAUGUGCCUAAGAGGGAGCUGUCUGAUACUAUUAUUAUUAUUAUUAUUAUUAUUAUUAUUAUUAUUAUUAUUAUUAUUAUUAUUAUUAUAUAAAAUUGCAAAAAAAUAUUUUAAUGUAGCAAAAUCCCAAUGGUGGGAUGAACAGUGGACACAGCCACUAGAUGACUGACAACACUUUGUAAGUACAGUGUUAUAUUAUUGUGAUUAUUCUGAUAUUGUCAUGCCCACGAGGCAGUAGUUUGUGUGGCUUGCUUUUUACUCAUUGUAAAACUGCUAACCCUAGGCAGCAUGCUUUUUAAAUGACUGUCGCGUUAAUGCUAGGUUGGUUGAAGAUGCUGCUUGAUUUUUGUAACGUCCCCCCGCCCCCCCCACCCCCCAAGCUGGAGGAUCCUGUGUCCUCGUCUUACUGUCGCUGCGGUUCUGCAAACGGGAGGGAAAGACAAGACAGUGCCAGACUGAGGGUCCUGGAAAAGAGCUUUGUUCUACCCGACCCUUAGAGUUUCCCACAGUAACUAAAGCGUGGACGAGCAUAGGCAAGCACUGUGAAGCCCAGAGAGGUAUGGUAAAGCAUAGGCAAGCACUGUGAAGCCCAGAGAGGUAUGGUAAAGCACAUCCCAAACAGAAACCAAACAGCAGCACGCUGAAGGGUUUUAUUUUAAAACUGGAUCAUGUCGCUAUGUAAACGGAAUGAUGCACACACAGCAGCAGGGGGCUCAGUGCCACCUUCUCAAGUGUGGACGUUUCAGAUUACAGGAUGUGAAUCACUAUGUAAUUACCAGCGGACCCUGCUAUUGACAUGGGAACUGCGUUGUAAUUACAUGGUAAUGACACUAUGGACCUGGUGUAAUUACACAGUAACACGUGAGACUUGUAAUAACACGUGUAGUACACUAAUAGUUACUGUGCAAGAGCAGCAAUGUUGGUAGUCAUCCAGUUAUUACACCUUCAUGUGCGCUAUCAUGUAAAUGAACUAUUAUGCUAGUUAUUUUAAUAGGAGGCACCCGUGCAGUGUUCAUACACUGACUUCUCCAGUCGUGCUGGAGAGCAUUCGAGGUCUGGAGCCUGUCUAUCAGAGAACAACCACAGGCCGACCAAACACACGCGCAGCUGCCUUCAGUGCAGAAUUCUUUAAUGAAAACAGGAAACAGAGUUCUAGAAAGAAUUAGAGUGCAUAAUAGCAUUGCGAUUCUGUGAAAGCACACCUGUGUUUAAAAAGCAUCUACCGAGUAAAUGCAGAGUCACUUAGCUAAAGAAAUCCAUGUUAGCUCCUGCCACCCUUAGACAAGGCACUGUGAUGUGUUUUAUCAGUCAGAAUGGAACACUGUUGACGUUGCAAACUCUUUUUUUAUUAUAAAAGCUAUUUUAGCGA
Molecule: messenger RNA, 7914 nt
Organism: Acipenser ruthenus (sterlet)
Lineage: Eukaryota; Metazoa; Chordata; Actinopteri; Acipenseriformes; Acipenseridae
Product: disks large-associated protein 3-like
Exons: 12
Coding region: 407-3331 (974 amino acids)
Biological process (GO): signaling
Cellular component (GO): postsynaptic specialization; glutamatergic synapse
Molecular function (GO): molecular adaptor activity
Source: RefSeq, a predicted model, not a curated record